This is a messenger RNA of Dichotomopilus funicola, 2397 nucleotides long. RefSeq names its product anaphase-promoting complex subunit 5-domain-containing protein. The record is from RefSeq and is a predicted model, not a curated record. Bases 1 to 2397 code for a protein of 798 amino acids. The transcript is spliced from 2 exons. Gene Ontology annotation, cellular component: anaphase-promoting complex. Gene Ontology annotation, molecular function: protein binding. Gene Ontology annotation, biological process: anaphase-promoting complex-dependent catabolic process; protein K11-linked ubiquitination; positive regulation of mitotic metaphase/anaphase transition. Lineage: Eukaryota; Fungi; Ascomycota; Sordariomycetes; Sordariales; Chaetomiaceae.
AUGUCUCAGUAUCUCUCACCCUCCAAAAUCGGCCUUCUGGUCCUCAUCAAAAUCUACCUAGAAGGGGCGGUUCCCAGCAAUGCCGUCGUCCCGGUGAUCAAUUUUCUUGCGACCCAUAUCCUUGAUUGCAAUUUGACUUCGCCCUCUCCCACCCCAGGCGAACAAUGGAAGAAGGCCGAGAACACCAUUAAGCUCACACUAUCGGUCCAACACUUUGAGGACCUCUUAACACCUUUCGCUGCGGUCGAUCGCCUUCCCGGACGGAGCCUGUGGGACAGAUUCUUGGAGAGGCUGUGGGGGCUCGACUCUCUUCAUAGCUUGAACGAAUUCUUCACCCAGCUCCCCAGCAUCCUGGCGAGGACGAAAGAUGAGCUGCGCGACCUCGCCGCUCGUGGCAAAGAGCCUCCUUCGGGCGUCCUUCUUGGGCGCACCUCACCAUUUGGAGUUUUCGCCCGGAAGGUGCACGUUGAAUCUGCAAAACUCCAGUUUCAUCACCUAGCAGAGCUGUGGAAGCUGUUUGUGAGAUAUCGCCAGCCGACAGCCGGGUACUGGAGACGACGGAAUCCUCAACAUACACGCCUCAGUUUCGAUGCCGUGUUGCAGGACGGCGAGCACGAGUGGGGGACCCAAACGGACGAGAUUGCCGUGGCGGCUUACGGAAACAUGCUACUCCACGGCCAGCAUGAUGCUCUGAACUCGGUCAGUACCGACGACAUCGAAAACCUACUGGAAUUCCAAAUAGAGCAGGCACAAACUCGGGUGCCGCCAACAAUCAGAGACCAGUUUAAGAAACUCUUGAAAAGCAGUAUUGUCAUUCCGAGUUUGUCUCAUUACAUCAAGUUUGUCUUCCAUACCCUGUCUUCGCCCGAUUCAAAGCUAACUCAAGGCAGCUUCGCGGAAGCCUGGCGAUCGGGCGAAUUCCCAGCAGCUUUCGAUCAUUUACAUCGAUAUUUUGACUAUACCAUGCAAAACCGGGACCGCCUCUUUUAUCAGUAUGCGCUCCUCAACUUGGCCAUUGUCCAGUCGGACUUUGGCUGUCAUAAGGAAGCUGUGGCGACGAUGCUUGAAGCAAUCUCGACCGCAAAGGAGAACCGGGAUACAGCGUGCCUCAAUUUUGCGCUAAACUGGUUUUACCAUUUUGGCAAAGCACACCCAAAACUAGUCAAGGAGCUUGACGACGGCAGCAUGCUCGGCAGCGGCAAAGAGCUCCUUGCGUUCCUCCGCGCUAAGGCGAAAGAGACGGGAAUGUGGAUUUUGUGGAGCUCAUCGCUUCUGAGCGAGGCAAAGUUGGGCCUUUCCAACGGUGAGAGCGUCUCGAUCGCCGUGGAAAACAUAGUCCGAAGUUCCCAAAUCAUCGUGGAGAAGAAUGUCAAGUCAAUGCUGGGGCCCCAGACCACGAUGGGGAUUGCUUUGUGGAGCAGACUGGGCAUGGCUGUUAUGUCCCACAUGAUUUGUGAGAUCUUUCUCCGUUGUCAUGUUCACACCUCUUUGUCGGACGAUAAACUGAAACUAAGUUGCCAAAUGGCCGAAAUGUUGGCUGCGAGGGGAUUGUACAAGGAGGCGUACGGAAAAAUUGAAGGGUUGGAAGCAAAUUCACCUCGCUCAGCAAAGUCUAACCUACACCGGAACAUCUGUCGUGGUGUUCUCAAGUUGCGCCAGGAUAUCCACCGAAACAAUUUGGAAUCGGCCGAGGCGCUCCUCUCCCAGCUUCUCCAAACCGCCGCUGAGGACACGGAAGCCGACAUGGUAUUCACCAUCGACAUGCUUCAUAUCGACACCCUCAUCCGGCGCAAGUACUUCGACGCCGCCUUCACUAAAAUCGAGAGACUCAUGUCAGAGCUCCGCGAAGACAACCGAGACUCAGCUCUACGCAUCCGACUACUCCUGGCCAAAGUCCACUUGUUUGAUGCCACCGGCAGGCCAGAGAAGGGCUUCACCAUUGCGAUGCGUGCGGUCAGCCUGGCCUGGCGGUCACGCCUUGUUUGUGUACUCUGGGAGGCUGUUGGCGCGUUGGCAAACAUACUAAACGCACUGGGCGAGUUUGGCCCGGCCGAGAGGCUUCUCGUUGCAGCCAUACCACGUUGUCUCGAGACAAAUGUUGUAUUCACAGCCGGCGUACUGUACAGUUUACUUGCCGACGCCAGAGUGGGUUUGGUGGGAGAGAUCGCUGGCCAUCCAGGGACGGGCGAGUGGCAGAGACGGAUGGGCCUGGCACAUGCUGCGCUGGACAAGGCGUAUGAUUCGUUUUCUGCAGUAGAGGAUUUGAACAAAAAGUGUGAGAUGAUGGCGAAGAAAGCGGCGCUCUUCAAGGCUGGAGGGGAACUUGGGAAAGCAGAGGAGUGUGCGAGCACGUAUCUGAGAUUACGGGACGAAGGGAAGGCUUGGGGGAAGCGAUAA